Scheffersomyces coipomensis is the source of this 1286-nucleotide messenger RNA. RefSeq names its product Pin3p (gene PIN3). NCBI's taxonomy places the organism in Eukaryota, Fungi, Ascomycota, Pichiomycetes, Serinales, Debaryomycetaceae. The transcript has a single exon. Gene Ontology annotation, biological process: protein transport to vacuole involved in ubiquitin-dependent protein catabolic process via the multivesicular body sorting pathway. The record is from RefSeq and is a predicted model, not a curated record. Gene Ontology annotation, cellular component: ESCRT-0 complex. Gene Ontology annotation, molecular function: protein binding. Bases 432 to 1202 code for a protein of 256 amino acids.
UUCUUAGUUCUUCAAGCAGUCCAGAUUGGAGUUCUGUUUGUGUUGCAGCCAAUGAUUCUACAGUGAGAAUUUACAAAUUGUGGGAGAAAACUCACGAUAUUGGAAUAACAAUGGAAUUAAAAGGUUCUGGAACCUAUGGAAGUUCAUUAAUUGAAUAUCAAGAAGGUAUUGGUUCCAUAAAUGAUUCAGUUAGAUAACAUUGGUCUAUAGUGUACCCUCAACGUGUGUCAAACUAAAUGAGACCGAAAAUAUGUCAAAGACACAAUUGAAAUUUGACAUAAGGGCGACGCUAAAAAAGGAGACAGAUCAUUUAAUUUCAGGGCCACUGCCUACUUUCUUACCUCAAGCAGCAAAUUAAUUUAAAAUUCGUUAAAUCCUUAAAUUUUAUUCGACUAUCUUUUUCGUUUCUUUAAGAACUAUAUCAUUAAGAGAUGUCAGCUCCAUUAAUCAAUCGUUCCUUGACAACCAUCAAGACGGAACUUGAAUUCUUAAAGGAUUCCGAUGUUAUCACCGAAGGCUUAUACGAAAAGUUACUCCAAUCAAUUCCAUCUAAAUAUCAAAAGGAUCAAGAACCAUGGGGUGUUGAUAAAUUAGGUUUAUCAAAUGGAUCAAAUGAACCAACUCGUCUGGAAACUGAUAAAUUAUCAGAAAAGUUAUCACAAACUACUAUUGCACCACCUGCUUACCCACCAGCUCCAAACCCUGAAAAGAUCCUUACUUAUUGUAGAGUCAUAUAUGAUUUCCAAGCUCAACAAAAGGAAGAUUUAGAAUUAAAGAAAGGUGAAAAAGUUAUUGUGACUGAACACUUAUCGGCUGAUUGGUGGAAAGGUUAUAGAAAAGGCUCCGAUCCAGAAAAGGGUACUGGUGUCUUCCCUUCCAAUUAUGUUACUAUAAUUUCGGAGCAAGAAUAUAAUUCUAAUAAUGAUGUUCGUAAUGCUGCUCCAGUACCAUCACCACAACCACUUUCACAACAACCAUCAUAUGGUGGCUAUGCUCAAUAUCCUCCACAACCUACUAAUUACUAUCCUCCACAACAAUACCAACAACCACCUACACCAGAACAACUGCAACAGCAACCACAACCACAACCACAACAUCAUACUUCUGAUCAAUUCAAGAAAUUCGGAAGUAAAUUAGGUAAUGCUGCCAUUUUUGGUGCUGGUGCCACUAUUGGUUCUGAUCUUAUCAACUCGAUUUUUUAAAGAAGUCGUUGGUUAUAUAAAGAACACAUUGAUGAUAAAAUAAUGAUAAGAUACUUAUAUAGGAAUGUGUUUAGUGUUACAACU